CCGGCCUGUGUUCCUCUGGCAGCGCAGCCACGCUGCUCCGGGCGGCGCUGAGGAUGCGGCGGGCACGGGGGAAGCGAAAGGCCGAGGCCACGGAGGUGCCGUGCGUGUCUCGGAGGAGGACGGAGGCAGAGGAGGCGAUACAGGAAGCCCGUCGGAGGGCGGCCCCGUCCGUUCGAGAGUUCAAGUACAACAAAAAGCGGGUUCGCCUUGUCUCGCAGGGCUCGGACCUGAAGGAUGAUGCUCGGUGCAUCCUUUACUGGAUGUGCCGGGAUCAGCGAGUGCAAGAUAACUGGGCUUUCCUCUAUGCCCAGCGCCUGGCCCUCAAACAGGAGCUGCCUCUGCACGUCUGCUUCUGCUUGGUGCCCAAGUUUCUGGAGGCCACCAUCCGCCACUACAGGUUCAUGCUGAGGGGCCUGCAGGAGGUAGCAGAGGAGUGUGCAGAGCUGAACAUCUCCUUCCACUUGCUGCUGGGCUAUGCCAAGGAUGUGCUGCCCACGUUUGUGACAGAGCAUGGCGUGGGUGGGCUGGUGACAGACUUCAGUCCCCUCCGCCUCCCCCGGCAGUGGGUAGAGGAUGUCAGGGAACGCUUGCCAGAGGAUGUGCCAUUUGCACAGGUUGAUGCCCACAACAUCGUGCCCUGCUGGCUCGCCUCCCCCAAGCAGGAGUACAGCGCCAGGACCAUCCGGGGCAAGAUCCACGCUCAGCUCCCUGAGUUCCUCACCGAGUUUCCCCCUGUUGUUCGUCACCCACAUCCGCCCUCCUGCUCAGCAGAGCCCAUUGCUUGGGAGGCCUGUUAUUCCAGCUUGCAGGUGGACCACACCGUGAAGGAGGUGGAGUGGGCAACCCCUGGCACAGCUGCAGGGAUGGCUGUGCUCAAGUCCUUCAUUGCAGAGCGGCUGAAAUCCUUCAGCAGCCACAGGAAUGAUCCCAACAAGGCGGCUCUCAGCAACCUCUCCCCGUGGCUUCACUUCGGCCAGGUUUCCACCCAAAGAGCCAUCCUGGAGGUGCAGAAGCACCGGCGCAGUUACAAGGACUCAGUGGAUGCGUUCGUGGAGGAGGCUGUGGUGCGGCGGGAGCUGGCUGAAAACUUCUGCUACUACAAUGAGAACUACGACAGUGUGCAGGGUGCCUAUGACUGGGCACAAACCACCCUGAAGGUCCACGCCAAAGACAAGAGGCCUUAUCUGUACAGUCUGCAGGAGCUGGAGCAGGGGACCACACACGACCCACUCUGGAAUGCUGCCCAGCUGCAGAUGGUCCGGGAGGGCAAGAUGCACGGCUUCCUGCGGAUGUACUGGGCCAAGAAGAUCCUGGAGUGGACACACUCCCCUGAGGAGGCCCUGCAGUUUGCCAUCUACCUCAAUGACCGCUACGAGCUGGACGGGAGGGACCCCAAUGGAUACGUAGGCUGCCUGUGGUCCAUCUGUGGCAUUCACGACCAGGGCUGGGCGGAGCGGCCCAUCUUCGGGAAGAUUCGCUACAUGAACUAUGCCGGCUGCAAGCGCAAGUUCGAUGUGGAGCAGUUCGAGCGUCGCUACGCCCCCACACACUCCCAGCUGUGAGACCCUCUGGGCUGGGCAGAUGUGCCUUGGCCCAGCUGCCAGCUUGCAGGGAUCACCCUGGGAUAUCGAAGGGCUCCCUGUAGCAGCAGCAAGCUCCAGGGUUUUGCAGGUCUUUGCCAUCGCCCACUGCUCGAGUUGCCACACUGGGGCAGCUGCAGGAGCCCUUCUGCUGGCACAAG
Agelaius phoeniceus (red-winged blackbird) is the source of this 1741-nucleotide messenger RNA. Lineage: Eukaryota; Metazoa; Chordata; Aves; Passeriformes; Icteridae. The record is from RefSeq and is a predicted model, not a curated record.